Messenger RNA from Nicrophorus vespilloides, 1632 nucleotides. It is a transcript of the gene Rpt1, whose product is annotated as 26S protease regulatory subunit 7. The transcript is spliced from 6 exons. Gene Ontology annotation, cellular component: proteasome regulatory particle, base subcomplex. Lineage: Eukaryota; Metazoa; Arthropoda; Insecta; Coleoptera; Silphidae. Gene Ontology annotation, biological process: proteasome-mediated ubiquitin-dependent protein catabolic process. Gene Ontology annotation, molecular function: proteasome-activating activity; ATP hydrolysis activity; ATP binding. The record is from RefSeq and is a predicted model, not a curated record. Bases 137 to 1441 code for a protein of 434 amino acids.
UUGGCAAUUUGAAGCACUGAUGACAAGCUGAAAUUUUUGCUUGUAAUCUUGCAUCGAAUAUAAACAUUUUACCAUCUUUUCACCUGAAUAAGUGUGUAUUUAUUCGCAUAACUAAUAAGUGCAAGAUACAGUGAAGAUGCCUGAUCAUUUGGGAGAUGAUAUGAGGAAACAGAAGGUGGACGAGAAGGAGCCAGAAAAGGAAAUAAAAUCUUUGGACGAGGGGGACAUCCUCUUACUGAAAACCUAUGGGCAAGGACAAUAUACAAAAACUAUAAAAACAGUUGAGGAUGACAUUCAAUUCAUCAUCAAGAGGGUGAAUGAAUUGACAGGCAUCAAGGAAUCUGAUACAGGAUUGGCACCACCAGCUUUGUGGGAUUUGGCUGCCGAUAAACAGACGCUCCAGAAUGAGCAACCAUUGCAGGUGGCUAGAUGCACUAAAAUCAUCAAUGCCGAUACAGAUGACCCGAAGUAUAUUAUCAAUGUGAAGCAGUUUGCAAAGUUUGUGGUGGAUCUUGCAGAUUCUGUUGCACCGACUGAUAUUGAAGAAGGAAUGAGAGUGGGAGUUGAUAGAAACAAAUAUCAAAUUCACAUUCCGUUGCCUCCAAAAAUUGAUCCUACUGUAACCAUGAUGCAGGUAGAGGAAAAACCAGAUGUUACUUACAGUGAUGUUGGUGGUUGCAAGGAACAGAUUGAGAAGCUGAGGGAAGUUGUCGAAACACCGUUAUUGCAUCCUGAGAAAUUCGUGAAGUUGGGAAUUGAACCACCUAAGGGUGUGUUGUUGUUUGGACCGCCUGGUACCGGAAAAACGCUCUGCGCUAGGGCAGUGGCCAACAGGACGGACGCGUGCUUUAUUCGAGUCAUCGGUUCUGAACUGGUUCAGAAAUACGUCGGCGAAGGAGCCAGGAUGGUCAGGGAGUUGUUCGAAAUGGCGAGAUCGAAAAAAGCCUGUCUGAUCUUCUUCGAUGAAAUCGAUGCUAUCGGCGGUGCUCGUUUCGAUGACGGCGCUGGAGGUGACAACGAGGUGCAACGUACUAUGUUAGAGUUGAUUAACCAAUUGGACGGUUUCGAUCCCAGAGGCAACAUUAAAGUACUUAUGGCCACCAACAGACCGGACACCUUGGAUCCGGCUCUGAUGAGACCCGGAAGAUUGGACAGGAAGGUCGAGUUCGGUCUGCCCGAUCUGGAGGGACGUUCGCACAUCUUCAAGAUUCACGCUCGCUCGAUGUCCGUUGAGCGCGACAUCCGUUUCGAGCUGCUCGCUCGUCUCUGUCCCAAUUCCACCGGUGCGGAAAUCCGAUCCGUCUGCACCGAGGCUGGAAUGUUCGCAAUCCGUGCUAGGAGGAAGGUGGCUACCGAAAAAGACUUCCUGGAAGCUGUCAACAAAGUUAUCAAGUCAUACGCCAAGUUCUCGGCCACCCCCAGAUACAUGACUUACAAUUAAAUUAAUUUAACGCCUCCAUAUUCAUUUUUUUUUCUUUAUUCAGUAAUUAUUAAUAAAUGUUUUAUAAUUUAAUUAUAUAAAUAUAUCUUUGCGCCUCAAAUCUCAACCUUCAUGCAGUUACGAAAAUAUUCGUUUUGAACUUACGCAAAGUGUGCCUGUAACUGUAAGCAAUAUAAAACCAAAAUUCAGUA